Hippoglossus stenolepis (Pacific halibut) is the source of this 2591-nucleotide messenger RNA. RefSeq names its product ribosomal protein S6 kinase related b (gene rskrb). The coding region runs from base 248 to 1609 and encodes 453 amino acids. Gene Ontology annotation, biological process: protein phosphorylation. Gene Ontology annotation, molecular function: ATP binding; protein serine/threonine kinase activity. The record is from RefSeq and is a predicted model, not a curated record. NCBI's taxonomy places the organism in Eukaryota, Metazoa, Chordata, Actinopteri, Pleuronectiformes, Pleuronectidae. The transcript is spliced from 13 exons.
UGCGCUGACGUUGAACAUACUCAGGAUUAACUUGUCCGGUUCUGUUAUGUCGCCAUAUCUGUCAGGUUUUGCGCAGGAUAUCCCGAUCACCUGCGGUCUGCCGAUAACAGAACGCCUCUUAAUGCGUUAAAUCCUUAAACUCGUCCGUGUGAUGUGUAUGUGACUGCCUGUGUGGUGCCGUGAGGACGCGCACGACAAUGUGAGGACGCAUGAGGAGCGGAUCCAGAGCUGAUGUCCUGACGGGCUGAUGGGGGCCGACGGCAGCAAACACAGGAAGAGGCCCACUGAGGGGCAGGAGGAAGAGCACUUCCCAUCUGGAUGGCGUGGCUUCCUCUCCAGCAUGGGUCUGUCAAUCCCAGCAGCCCUAUGUCGCCUGGCCCCACCUGGCCUGCGCCUGGGCCAGCACCGAAUGCUCCAAGGCAAGUCCCCUGACAUCCCGGAGCACGUCCUGAGGCUGGCGGGAGUCGGCCCAGACAAGCUGAGAGCGGAGUGGAGCCUGCCGGGGUUCAUUAGUAUGUUCCUGCCUGAAUAUCCCCACAGAACCCUGCCUGGGCACGAACACUUUCAGGUGUUGGGUUAUAUCGCCAAAGGUUCAUUUGGACCCAUUCUGAAAGUAAAGGACAAGUCCAAACGGAAAACAUAUGCUGUCAAAGUUAUUCCUAAAUCAGAGAUUCUGAGACUCGGGGUCUUAGAGCAGUCAAAAGAAGAAGUCAUAGUCCAGCGUCAGGUUCGCCACCCAUUUGUCCACGACCUCGAGGACUGCUGGCAGACACAGCGCCACCUCUACAUUAUGUGCGACUACUGUAGCACGGGAGACCUGUACACCUACUGGCAGAUGAUUGGUCAGUUCACAGAGGACACAGUACGAGUGUUUGCAGCGGAGUUGGGAUGUGCGCUCGGCUUUCUGCACGACUUUGGGAUCAUUCACAGAGAUGUGAAGAUGGAGAAUAUUCUGCUGACAGACAACGGUCACCUCCGCUUAGCUGACUUUGGUUUGUCCCGUCGCCUGGAGAGAGGAGGACGAGCCUUUACAAUCUGUGGAACAAUCCAAUACAUGGCCCCAGAGGUGCUGAGUGGUGGACCCUAUAACCACGCAGCUGAUUGGUGGUCGCUGGGGAUUCUGCUUUUCUCAUUGGUUACUGGGAAGUUUCCUGUGCCUGCAGAAAUAGACCACUGCAGUAUGCUGAGGAAAGUGCGAGGUUUCCCCUAUGAAAUGCCCCUAAGCUUCAGCCCCCCAUUUGCCUUGCUAAUAACCGAGCUUUUGUGCAAGACUCCCGCCCGCCGCCUCAGGACCAUCGAUCGUUUCAAACGACAAACCUUCUUCCACGGAUCAACCUUCGACCUCACUCUGCUGCAGCGCCAGCCCGUAGAGGUGAUUCUGGAGCUGAGAGAGAGGCCAGACCGAGCCGCCAAAGCUCGACGAGGCCUCACUUUGUCUCUGCAGCCACUUAAAGGCUUCGACUACGACUCCCUGCUCAGCCCGCCAGCCACACCGGACACACAGCUGGACGCCGACAGACAAACUCACGCUGUUGCACCGCUGCCUGGCCCGGCACUCCCACUGAAGCCCACUCAGGAAAAUGGCCCACACAGAGAAGUGUUUGUGUGAUGGACUGUGAGUUUACAGUAUGAUUAUUCACCACACUAAAGAUAAAGGCCAACAACAGUGUACUUCUGCACACUUCUUACUCACCCUGACACACUGGUGUGGUGCGCCUUGUAAAAUGUCCUCCCCAUUUGUAUCGGCAAGUUAUCUUUUUUUUGUGCUGUACUGAACACAAUUUUUUACUUGUUUGCCUUUCUCCAACGAGCACUUUUUCACGCCUACAGUGUUUGCUCAACAGUUGUGCAAGAAAGAUUGCACUAUUGUCCAUCUUCUUUCAGUUCUUACAGCUUUCUGGUCAUGGUCGCCCUGUGAGGACAUAAUGUACGACUGCUCUCAAGUUCACUCCACAAUGCACAACACGUCUUUUCUUUCUUUAAAAAAAGAAAAAAAAUUUAGGUAAUUAUGAAGAAACCUGUCCUCUAUGCGUUAUUCACACUGCGAUACAACCGUUUCAUAAACUUGACGUUUUUACUGCCUAAACUCUGUCGCAGCAGAAAUGUCUCUCCUCCUCUUCUGUACCUUGUAAAAAAUCGACUACUUUAUCAUUUACAACGUGACUCAGGGGAGCACUUACUGGUUUUCUCUUGACUCUGACUCCAAGAUGGCUGAUGCCGACCUGAGCUGGGACUGUAAAGGUUGAAUGAACAACAUAAACAAUUGUUUACCUUCAAUGAACAUUUUGAUAGAUACAGGGCUUUUUCUAUUGUCCAUUAUGAACCCUAGCCAGUAAUCACACCUUCAUGCACUUACCUGAUCAUCAGAUUGUGUAACUGUUUUGUAAAGCAUGCCCUGAUGUGUACCCAGAAGGCCUCACGGUGAUCCCGAGCUUGCUUUUAAUGUCACAAAUAUCCUUAUCUAUAAAUUCCUCUUUACAAAGUUUAUAUGAAUAUCUUGGAUGCUAUUUGAUGUUAUAUGUUAUGUUACAAUGUAUUUUUGUAAUUACCAUGUAGCACAGAUGGAAUAUUAAACUCUUAAUAUACAGUGA